AUGUCAUUUUCAUGUUUUCAGUUAGUCGGCGAUUCCCACAGACAAGUGCGAAUCAUUGCUUUGCGAAUACUGCUUUAUUUCGCCAACAAGAUACCGAACUUUUUGAUCGCCAGUGCUUUUUCGAACGCAAUGGACACUAAGUUACAGCUUUGCGAUGAUGCCUUCUCCGUCGUCUGUGAUGCUGUCAAUGACCAGGAGGUUAUGGUUAGAACAGAAGCAGCUACAAUACUGGGGCAAUUCUCCACUGUUUCUGACGCCUUUCUUGAUCAAACCCUUGACAAGAAGAUGAUGAAGACCGUACAGGAUGCAAGUGGAAGAGAGCAGGUGAAGAAAGUGCAUCAGUCGAGAUUUGCCAUCACGCAAACACCACAGCAACGGGAAUCACGCUGGAAGUCUCACUAUCAUGAUCAAUCACGCCAUAAACAAUAUGCUUCGGAUUGGUCAUCUGGGAAAGAACUGAAUGCGCAUUGCCCCGCGAGUGGGGCUACCACGUCCUCUAAUGAUGAGUCUGGAAGCAUAGUUCCUCGAGGAGCGUGCGGUGCCUUUGUCACGGCACUGGAAGACGAGUUCAUGUCUAGCACAGUUUUAAUUGUAGCUGUCCGACGAGCUGCAGUUCACUCACUUGGUCAAUUGGCAGCGAAUAGGCCAGCAUUUGCUACUACCGCUCUGGAUCAUCUAUCUGAUAUGUUCAACGAUGAGAUUGUUGAGGUUCGCCUUGACGCUAUCGCUGCUUUAACACCACUCAUUGUGCAUGGAGAACUGCAGAAGGAACAGUUGGAGACUGUAUUGAAGUGCUUAGACGUAAAUUACGGUCCAUUUAAUUCAUGAUU
This is a messenger RNA of Cylicostephanus goldi, 830 nucleotides long. The record is from the annotation of a GenBank genome assembly. NCBI's taxonomy places the organism in Eukaryota, Metazoa, Nematoda, Chromadorea, Rhabditida, Strongylidae.